AAAUUGCUCUCUAUUUACCUCAAGAGUGCGCUAUGUAGGGUGCAGAGCCAGUUAUUUGAUACACUAUAUAGGGCGCAUGUGUAGUGUCUAGAGAGUUAUUUGGAAUUCUGUUUUUUGUCUUGAGGCUCUGCGCUCCGAGCGCCCUGCUCCAUUUCUUCUGUCAUACACUCCAUUCAUUUCAGCGGGAUUAAUUGAAGCAAAGUCACUUGUUGUAUCGGGUUGUUUUAUCAGGAGAGAGCGGAGACUUUAGGGGAAAAAUAUUCGACAGUUUAAGAUGAAGCUGCAGUGGAGUUGGACGUGUCUCCUGCUCUUGUCCAUCGUCGUGGUAACACGGGCCCAGGAAGAUGAGCUUGAGGAUGAUGAAGAGGCACAAGUGGAGGAUGGAGAGCUGGACUCCGAGGCAGACAGCAGUGAAGUGCAAGCUGAUGCUAAAGUCUCUUUCCAGGUCACAUAUAAGACCCCUGUACCCACUGGUGAGGUUUUCUUCUCCGAGACAUUCGACGAUGGAGCUCUUGGCAGAUGGAUUAAGUCCAAAACAAUGAAAGAGGAUGCAGAUGAGGAUAUUGCGAAGUAUGAUGGCAAGUGGGAGGUGGAGGCUCUGAAGGAGAACAAAGUGCCUGGUGACCUGGGUUUGGUCCUAAAGUCCCGCGCCAAGCAUCACGCCAUCGCAGCUCCUCUCAACAAACCGUUCGUCUUCAAGAACAAACCGCUCGUGGUGCAGUAUGAAGUUAAUUUUCAAGACGGCAUUGACUGUGGUGGGGCCUACAUUAAAUUACUGUCUGACUCCCCCAACCUGGACUUGGAGCAGUUUCACGACCGCACACCGUACACAAUCAUGUUCGGGCCAGACAAGUGCGGAGAAGACUACAAACUGCACCUCAUCUUCAGGCAUAAAAACCCUCUGAAUGGAGAUUUUGAGGAGAAGCAUGCCAAGAGGGCUGACACAGACCUCAGAAAGGUGUACUCUGACAAGAAAACUCACCUCUACACACUGGUUCUGAACCCAGACAAUACGUACGAGAUAUUUAUUGACCAGUCCAGUGUUAGCAAAGGAAGCUUGCUGACUGACGUGGUUCCACCGGUAAACCCACCUAAAGAGAUCGAUGAUCCCAACGACUCUAAACCGAGUGACUGGGACGAGAGAGCUAAGAUUCCUGACCCAGAAGCUGUCAAGCCUGAUGACUGGGAUGAGGAUGCCCCUGCAACAGUGCCUGACCCUGAUGCAGUGAAACCUGAGGGCUGGCUGGAUGAUGAGCCUGAGUUUGUCCCAGACUCUACAGCUGAGAAACCUGAAGACUGGGAUGAGGAGAUGGAUGGUGAGUGGGAGGCUCCUCAGGUACCUAACCCUUCAUGUCAAACUGCUCCUGGCUGUGGUGAGUGGAAACCUCCCACAAUCAAUAACCCCAAGUACAAGGGUAAAUGGAAGGCUCCGCUCAUAGACAACCCCAACUACCAGGGCGUGUGGAGUGCACGUAAGAUCCCAAAUCCGGACUACUUUGAAGAUCUGGAGCCGUUUAAGAUGACCCCGUUUCGGGCUGUGGGACUGGAGCUGUGGUCCAUGACAUCUGACAUCUACUUUGAUAACUUCAUCAUCAGUGCUGAUAAAGAGGUGGUAGACCGUUGGGCCGCAGAUAGCUGGGGGCUCAAAAAACUGGUGGCUAGUGCGAAUGAGCCGGGGGUGUUCAGUCAGCUGACGUUGGCGGCAGAGGAGAGGCCGUGGCUGUGGAUAGUCUAUAUUCUGACUGUUGGACUGCCUAUUGGCCUGGCUGUUCUUUUCUGCUGGCCUAAGAAGUCUGAGGAUGAUUACGCCUAUAAGAAAAUCGAUCCACCCAAAAGGGAAGAGGUAGAAGAAGAAGAAGAAGAAGAAGGAGAGGAGGAGGAGGAGGAGGGAGAAGAGGAAGAGCAGGAGAAAGAAAAGCAAGAGGAUACAGUUGAAGCAGAGGAAGCGGCUGAACCAACUGCAGAAGAUGCAGGCAGAACUGAGGAAGAGGAAGGAGAAGAAGCUGAAGGAGAAGCUCCAGAGGAGGAGGAGGAGGUGGUGGACGUUGAGGAGGAGGAGGAGGUUGAGGAGGAAGAAGAGGAAACUAGUAAAUCAAACGACAUGCCUUCAGAUGAUGAGAUGAAGGACGCUGAUGAGGGGAUCGACGGCACUGGAGAGGGACAGAAACAGGCUGUGAGAAAAAGAAGAGUACGGAAGGACUGAAGCACCUGUUUCUUAUACUUUCUCCCUGUUCCCUUUUCUCUUUCUCCUUUCCUCGCCCGCUCUGCCUCUCUAAGUGCUGCAUGCCCCUGGCUUUAUGACGACCGCAGGCUCCCCCACCCCCUCCACUGGAGCUCCUCCUUCUCUUUCCCGUUAUCUUAGUCUUCCUCUCCACCAGUAGUUUAUAUAUGGGUUACUUUUUUCAGUUUAGCCGUACCAAUGAAAACUCUGCUGUAUUUCCUCAUGAGAGGAUUGAACAAGUAGCACUGAGACCAGAUUUUACAACUGACUGUGCACAUACUGACAUGAAGGAUAAGAAAAAGAAAAAAAAAAAAAAGAUGCGUAACAGAAGGAACUCCAGAAAGCCGACAUUACGACACGUUUGCGCCGAUUUCAAAAAGUGUUCUUUAACUUAUUUAAAAGGAGUUCUCGCCGAUUUUGUGUUUUUAAGUUAUUACGUUUUUAGCUUUAUUGUUUGAAAGAAAUCGCACUGAAUAUGAUAUUUAUUAUUUAUAUGUCGUCUAGAAAAAGAUGAGUUUGAUGCCGGAGAUGUUAAAAAAAAAAAAAUCUUGCUUUCUGCAGUCAUCACUCUUAGUUUAUAGUGAGGGAGAUUUUGACUUGUAGAAUCUGAAUCUGUUUUCACACAGCAUCUGACAAGGCUUUGUGGCUUGGCAAACUUAAAGACGCUAUAUUUUAAACAUGGCCAAUGUAGUAUGUAAUCAUUCUCUUCAAACGUUAAUUUAGAGGGCUUAUUAUUAUUAUUAUUAUUAUUAUUAUUAUUAUUAUUAUACACAAAUCCAAUGACGUUCAGAAGAAAAAGCAAGCAAAGCUAAUGUGAGCAACUAAAAUCUAAUUUCAAAUCCCAGUGUUAAUCACGUGGAUCAAAAGAAUCCAGUUGUAAUCAGCUUUACCGAUUAAGGCAAUAGUUUGGCCAAAAAUGAAACGUACACAAUUUUCCCUUUAGCCUAACAGCAGCAUUGCAGUUUUUAGACUUGGUGUGUGUGUGUGUGUGUGUGUAUAUAUAACAAUAUAUCAAAUCAACCACUAGCACACAAAUGACAUGUUUUCCUAUGGGAAGUGGCAGAAUGCAGCUACUGUUAAAACAUGCUUCGUUUUUGGAUUUUUUUUUCCAUAGCUGACCUUUUCAAAAUGAGCAAAACAAACAGGGAGGACAAGGUGCUGGAAAAUUAGCCUUGUUAGAUGAAUGGGCAAAAAUCCUGAAUGAUGAUGAUGAUGAAUCUAAUCUACAUAAGCAGCUAGGCUGGCUAGGGAGCCAAUACUAGCUAGAACUGGUAAGAGUGCUGUUUUGCCGUGUGUGCGCUUCACAAAGCGGCUUCUCUUUUCUGUUCAUAUUAGCACAAAAAGCAGUUUCUAUAUAAGGGAAAAAAAACACCAAGUGUGAAAGAACCCUUUAAGGUAACACAUCGCUGCUGAUGGGUCAUGUUUGGGAGAAGGGGAAUAUAGUGACAUUUCAUUUUUGUAACUAUUUAUUUGAGAGAAUUUGUGAUUAUAGCCAUCGGCACACGGAACGAUUCACUGUGAGCUCUCAUCUCCGACACGGGAUACUUUCAGCUUUUUACGGGAAUGUUACUAACGUCUCGUUUUUCUGGUUUCUGUCAUGCAAGAAAUGCUUUUAAGUUACAUUUGUUUGUGAUCUGAGCACUGCAGUUGAAAAUAAACAUUUAAUACAAAA
Ictalurus furcatus (blue catfish) is the source of this 3893-nucleotide messenger RNA. RefSeq names its product calmegin (gene clgn). NCBI's taxonomy places the organism in Eukaryota, Metazoa, Chordata, Actinopteri, Siluriformes, Ictaluridae. Gene Ontology annotation, cellular component: endoplasmic reticulum membrane; endoplasmic reticulum. Gene Ontology annotation, biological process: protein folding. The record is from RefSeq and is a predicted model, not a curated record. The coding region runs from base 275 to 2203 and encodes 642 amino acids. The transcript has 15 exons. Gene Ontology annotation, molecular function: calcium ion binding.